AUGCUAAGGAACCCCACAGUAGUGUGCCAGGCAGGUACAGGAAGGUGCGUCGUAGACAAGGCUCACAGGAACCAGUGCCAAGCUUGCAGGCUCAAGAAGUGCCUUAGCAUGGGCAUGAACAAAGACGGUAACGCAUGCGCUGUUUCUCUCCCACCAUCCCUCACCUGCACAAAACCAAUAACCAGAACCACCAUGGCAACACCCCCCUCCCCCUUCCACCCUCUUUCCUUCCGAAAACAUCCCUACACUAUCGUUCAGCCAAUGAAAACCUUAUCCAUGCUGUCUUUGGAAGGGUCUUCUACCCCAGGCCAACACGCUGCUACCUUCUGA
Nezara viridula (southern green stink bug) is the source of this 330-nucleotide messenger RNA. NCBI's taxonomy places the organism in Eukaryota, Metazoa, Arthropoda, Insecta, Hemiptera, Pentatomidae. The record is from the annotation of a GenBank genome assembly.